Messenger RNA from Tilletiaria anomala UBC 951, 980 nucleotides. Its product is annotated as ribosomal protein S12. Bases 228 to 755 code for a protein of 175 amino acids. NCBI's taxonomy places the organism in Eukaryota, Fungi, Basidiomycota, Exobasidiomycetes, Georgefischeriales, Tilletiariaceae. Gene Ontology annotation, molecular function: structural constituent of ribosome. Gene Ontology annotation, cellular component: ribosome; small ribosomal subunit. The transcript has 4 exons. Gene Ontology annotation, biological process: translation. The record is from RefSeq and is a predicted model, not a curated record.
CUAGUGAUCAGUCACAGACUGAACUGCCGAACACUCCAACCUGAUGCUUUUUGACACUCCCCAUUCCGCCCAACAUCAACCCUCAGAUGGAUGAAACCUUUGCCACCAGCUUUGGAAUUAUUUCAGGUCCCAGCAACAAUGUUACACUGCAUCUUUUCCAUUCACCUAACAUACUGGCCCGGUCGACUUUGUUGAAUGUGCGCUUCACCUGUGUCCCAUCUGCAAAUAUGAGCUUAGUUCGUACAUUCCAGCAGCUGGCCCUGGCUCAAAGGGCCACCGGUUUGCGGCCCAUGCGCCUGCGGACGGCCACUCCGACUACAUGGGCGUGCGCCGCCUGCAAUCAGCGCGCCUUCACUUCUACACCUGCUCGCCAGGUCACUCUGCAGCAAUGUCUUCGAGGGGCACGGAAGGCGCACAGGCCGCGCGUUAAUCGCGUUCCGGCGCUGGAGGGAAGACCGUUCGUCAAAGGUGUUUGUUCCAAGAUCUUUACCACCAAGCCAAAGAAACCGAAUUCGGCGAUUCGUAAAGUUGCAAGAGUCAAGCUGUCCAACGGACGCACUGUCACAGCAUACAUUCCUGGCGAGGGUCACAACCUGCAAGAGCAUAGUGUCGUCCUAAUGAGAGGAGGCAGAGUACAAGACGUACCAGGUGUGAGGUACCACCUCGUGCGAGGCGCGCUCGACUUCGGCGGCGUCGCGAACAGGACCACGUCGCGAUCAAAGUACGGAACCAAAAAGCCCAAAUCCGGGCCAUAGCUGGUCAAGUUCACCCUUGAUAUGUGAUUGGCUCAAUGUGGCAAAUCUUCACGAGAGGUAGACCUGCAUUUUGGUCACGUCAACGAGUGUUCUUGCUGCCAAAAUAAUACAUCAUAGGUCACGACAGGGACGUGUAAGGUGUGAUCCCUUUGUUGCGUAACUUGUAUUCCCGCGGCCCGUCAUCUUUGCACAGGCGCUCAAUCUCCCAAGAGAUUGCCUUGACCC